Alexandromys fortis (reed vole) is the source of this 468-nucleotide messenger RNA. RefSeq names its product 60S ribosomal protein L37-like. The transcript is spliced from 2 exons. Bases 1 to 468 code for a protein of 155 amino acids. Gene Ontology annotation, cellular component: ribosome; cytosolic large ribosomal subunit. The record is from RefSeq and is a predicted model, not a curated record. Gene Ontology annotation, biological process: translation. Gene Ontology annotation, molecular function: RNA binding; structural constituent of ribosome. NCBI's taxonomy places the organism in Eukaryota, Metazoa, Chordata, Mammalia, Rodentia, Cricetidae.
AUGAUUGCCAAGCAAGUUCUGGACUCAUUCCUCACUAAAAAGGCUGUCUGCUUUUCCACAGGCUCUAAAGUGAUACUCAGAGAGGUGACUUCAGUAAUGAAAAUAGACCUUCAGAGUUUGCCGGGCGGAAGCUUAUCCACAGGAGGUAGCGGAAGUGCUUUCUCUUCCGGUCUCUUUGGCCUCGGCGGCGGCGGCUUCGGGAAGCGUAGCAACAAGGCACACACGUUGUGCCGCCGCUGUGGCUCUAAGGCCUACCACCUUCAGAAGUCUACCUGUGGCAAAUGCGGCUACCCCGCCAAGCGCAAGAGAAAGUAUAACUGGAGUGCCAAGGCUAAGAGACGAAACACUACCGGGACUGGGCAGAUGAGGUACCUAAAAAUUGCCUACCGAAUAUUCAGACAUGGAUUCCGUGAAGGGACAACCCCUAAACCCAAGAGGGCAGCUGUUGCAGCAUCCAGUUCAUCUUGA